AGAAGCAAAGUGUGGAAAGAAAGACUAUCCAAUUGACUGCUUUUUUAUUAAUCACAUUUGGAAUGGACAAUGGAAUGUUCUCUAGUUUUAUCAUGAUCAAAAACUUCAUCCUUUUUUGCAUUUCUAUGAGUCUGGCCAAUCAUUUUGGCUUAUCACAAAUGCCAACACCUUCGGGGAAAGAUGACACCAAUGACAAUAUUACUAUAUUCACCAGGAUCUUGGAUGGUCUGCUCGAUGGCUAUGAUAAUCGACUUCGCCCAGGACUGGGAGAGAGGAUAACUCAGGUGAAAACAGACAUCUAUGUUACCAGUUUUGGUCCAGUAUCAGACACAGAAAUGGAAUACACCAUUGACGUCUUUUUCCGACAAAGCUGGAAAGAUGAAAGACUUCGAUUCAAAGGACCAAUGCAACGGCUCCCUCUUAACAAUCUACUUGCCAGCAAGAUUUGGACCCCAGACACUUUCUUUCACAAUGGCAAGAAGUCUAUUGCUCACAAUAUGACAACACCAAACAAACUUUUACGCCUUGAAGAUGAUGGCACCUUACUGUAUACCAUGAGAUUGACUAUCUCUGCUGAAUGCCCCAUGCAACUUGAAGAUUUCCCAAUGGAUGCCCAUGCUUGCCCACUCAAGUUUGGAAGCUAUGCUUAUCCCAAUUCUGAAGUGAUCUAUGUCUGGACUAAUAGUACUACUACAUCUGUGGUGGUGGCAGAAGACGGUUCACGACUCAACCAGUAUCACCUGAUUGGACAAACUGUAGGAACUGAAAACAUCAGUACCAGUACAGGUGAAUAUACUAUUAUGACAGCACAUUUUCACCUGAAAAGAAAGAUUGGUUAUUUUGUCAUCCAGACAUACCUUCCAUGCAUUAUGACUGUGAUUUUAUCACAAGUGUCAUUUUGGCUAAACAGAGAGUCUGUCCCUGCUAGAACUGUCUUUGGAGUAACAACAGUCCUUACCAUGACCACCUUAAGUAUCAGUGCCCGCAACUCCUUGCCAAAAGUGGCCUAUGCAACUGCCAUGGACUGGUUUAUAGCUGUGUGCUAUGCCUUUGUGUUUUCUGCACUGAUUGAAUUUGCAACAGUCAACUAUUUUACCAAGAGAAGUUGGGCAUGGGAUGGAAAGAAGGCUUUGGAAGCUGCUAAAAUCAAGAAGAAAGAACGUGAAUUACAUGCAAACAAAGUGAUUAAUGCCUCUAGCACUGGAAAGACGAUUCCCACACCAAACAUGCCAAAGGACUCAGUUCCAUCUGUGAUAUCAAACAGUGCUUCUGCUCCAGUGAAACCUGUAGAAGAAAAGCCUCCUGAAAGCAAAAAGACUUACAACAGCAUCAGUAAGAUUGACAAAAUGUCUCGAAUUGUUUUUCCAGUAUUGUUUGGAACUUUUAACUUAGUCUACUGGGCCACAUAUUUGAAUAGGGAACCCGUUAUUAAGGGGGCUGGUUCUCCAAAAUAAACUGAAGGACUCUAAAACCACAUGAGCCAUAAUAAAGCAAAUGCUACCAAGGAGAAUUUGAGAUCCAGAAAACUUUCUAUAUUUGGGCAAUAUUCUUCAGGAAGUUUUUGCAUGUGUAAUAAUAUGUACAAAUUAUAUUGCCUUGAUUGUUUCUACAUGUAAACUCAGAUGUUUCAGAGGCAGUUACAUUACUUACUAAAACAACAGAUCUUUCUAGAAGAACAGAAGACAUUGAUAUGGCUUCUUUGCUACUCAGUAUCUUGCAUUGAUAGUUUACAAAGAAAAUAAGUUCUAUUUUUUAGAUGUUAACAUGUAUUGCAUAUCUGUGGGUUUUAUACUUCAGAUAUACAUACUUCAUACAUACAUACGCUUAAUGUAUAUUUUACAGAAGUGCUCCAUUAUUGU
Molecule: messenger RNA, 1859 nt
Organism: Gavialis gangeticus (Gharial)
Lineage: Eukaryota; Metazoa; Chordata; Crocodylia; Gavialidae
Gene: GABRA5
Product: gamma-aminobutyric acid type A receptor alpha5 subunit
Exons: 9
Coding region: 63-1454 (463 amino acids)
Biological process (GO): synaptic transmission, GABAergic; signal transduction; nervous system process
Cellular component (GO): synapse; neuron projection; dendrite membrane
Molecular function (GO): inhibitory extracellular ligand-gated monoatomic ion channel activity; GABA-gated chloride ion channel activity; GABA-A receptor activity
Source: RefSeq, a predicted model, not a curated record